UUACAAUUUGUUUGAACGGGUAGUACACACUUAAAUUGUAGGUUGAUAUUUAAAUGAUAUAUAUCCCACUAUAUUAAUUCAUAGUAUUGCGGUAACAUGGACAUAAGUUACUACAUUAUCUAUGCACUGCUGACAAACAAAGUCUCCGGAGAUUUUCUGUCUCAGCAGGUUGUGGGUGUAAUUGGACGUUCUACUAUCUUGCCAUGUUUCUUCAGUGAUAAUGGGAACAAACACACUGAUAUUAAUGUGCGUUGGAGACACAAUGGCACCCUGAAUGUGUGUGACAUAACUGAUGGCAAAUGUUCAGGAGAGCGCCAGGAGCCGGACUACAAGAACAGAGCUAAAGUUUUCCCUGAAGAGUUUGUGAAAGGAAACUUCUCCCUGAAACUCUCAAAUCUUACGGCCACUGAUGCAGGAGAAUACCAAUGCUUUAUUAUACAUUCAUCUGAACUUAUUAAAGUACAACUACUCUUAAACGAAUCAACAGCAGAUAAAGGAGACACAGCAGCAAAUAAAGAAGACACAACAGCAAAUAAAAGAGACCCAACAACAGAAACAACGCUCAUGUUGCAGAUAUUACUUCCUGUGUUUAUUGUUGGUUUCUUGCUGUUAGUUUGUUUCAUUAUAUUUAAAUAUUUGAAAAGGCGUUAUAAAACCUCUGGUUCAGGGGUGUCUGCUUAUGGAGGGCACCUUUUCGACAAUGGUUCCUGCCAACCAUUAUCAAUCACACCUGAACCAGCUAAUCAAAAUCAUCAGGAUUUCUCAGGGCUUCAGACUAACAUAUGAGUUGUGGCACUUUUACAAAUAAGUCUAAAGUUACUGUUUUAGUACAUUAUUUUUGGUGAGCUUCUUAAUUUUAUCCAUUACAGAAUUAUUACUGCUGAUCAAUUGAGAUCUGUCUGUAAAGAUCAUCUUCUGUGUGCCUGCUUGAGCUUUGCAGAGUUGUUCAUAUGCGUAAAACAACUUUGCAUAACUAAGAUUUUGCAUUUGUUCUCAUCACUUUAUGGGAUCUGUUAUUUGUAAAUUACAAGCAAGUUUGUUUUAUUAGAGUUGGGCCCAAAUAGCCCACCAGGAACAGGACUGGUAACACCUAAUGUCAACAAUUUCAAAUGUACAUUAACUUGAUUUUAGCAUUCUGUGUACUGUAGCAGGGAAGUAGUCGCAGGGCUUGGUGAUUUGUUGGCAGUUAGCCCUAAAUCCUGUUUUUGAGUUCGUAUUGACAAGUAAGGAAACUAGAGUUAAAAAAAAAUAAGUUUGGAAGGGGUGUGUUCACAUUUCAGUUAUGGUGCUGCAUUUCAAUAUUAACAAUUUGUUAUGCAACAGCAUUUAUAAUCAGUAAACAUAUUCAUUUAAUGACCUACAUUUCACGGUUUGCUGUUUGCAAAUUAAUAUUUGUAUAGUAUCUCUACAUUGUAUUUUUUUUGCCGAGUUACCAAAUAUAGUGCCACAGUUGCCUUGGUAAAAUAUAUCACAUAAUCUAACUUACUCUCCUAGUGAACUUCAUGAGCUAUCACUAAGCUUACAUAUUAUUCCUACUCAUUAAUGUAGCUUUGUAUACUGUGUUUAUUGUUGGUUAUUAAGGCAAGAUGUUAAAUGUUCUUUUAUUUUUAAGUUGCUUAUAAUAAGUUACUUCUAAAUAAAUAUAAAUGUAACUUUUCUGUUAUUUUAAAUCUUAAAGUAUUAUGCACUGACAGCUUUUUUAUUCUGUUGCUUUGUGUUCAACUUCUAAGACAAUCUUUAGUAUUUCUAGUAUUUUAUAAAAUUGAUAUUUCUGGUCCAAUAUAUAUUUUUUGGGUCUAGAUUUCUUAUUUACAUGAUGGCAAUAUUCUG
This is a messenger RNA of Paramisgurnus dabryanus, 1830 nucleotides long. RefSeq names its product ICOS ligand-like. Gene Ontology annotation, cellular component: external side of plasma membrane. Gene Ontology annotation, biological process: negative regulation of T cell proliferation; positive regulation of T cell proliferation; immune response. The record is from RefSeq and is a predicted model, not a curated record. NCBI's taxonomy places the organism in Eukaryota, Metazoa, Chordata, Actinopteri, Cypriniformes, Cobitidae.